AUGGAUCCAGAAAGAUCAGUAGAGGACCAAUUCUCCAAGUUACAUCCUUGCAUGCCAGUAAACACCAGAAUUGGAAUAGUGGGUGCUGGUCCAAGUGGCUUAUCGGCUGCUUAUGCACUGGCCAGGCUUGGUUAUAAUAAUAUCACUGUCUUGGAGAAACAUCAUGCAGUUGGUGGCAUGUGUGAAUCAGUAGAAAUUGAAGGAAAAAUUUACGAUCUUGGAGGUCAAGUUCUUGCUGCAAGCAGUGCUCCAAUCAUCUUUAACUUGGCAAAAGAGACAGGCUCUCCACUUGAAGAAAUGGAUUCUCACAAGCUUGCUAUUAUUGACAGUUCCUCUGGACAAUACCAAGAUGUUAAAGUUGCUGAUGAUUAUGUAUCUGUUAUGUCACUUACAUUAGAAAUCCAAGAAAAGGUGAAGAAUUCUGGUCGUUUUGGGGUCCAUGCAGUUAGUGAAGUUGCUUCAGACCCAACUCCAGAUUAUCUUGAGUGUCAUGGACUCAAACAUGUACCUAAAUCCGUGGCUUAUGGUUACACUGCUUCAGGAUAUGGAUUUAUUCAAGACAUGCCUUAUGCCUACAUUCAUGAAUUUACCAGAACGUCCAUGGCUGGAAAAAUUCGAAGAUUUAAAGGUGGAUAUACAAGUCUUUGGCAGAGGAUUGCUGAAUCACUUCCUAUAAAACUUCACUGUAACACUGAGGUGUUGGCAAUCAAGAGGAACUCUGACAGGGUCAUUGUCAAUGUUAAGAGCUCAAAUGAAAUUGAAACUAUGGAAUUUGAUAAGAUCAUUAUCUCUGGUAACUUUCCAUUAAAAUAUGGAAGAACUUAUAGAUCGGUGCCUUCAACUUGCUUAGAGAGUGAAACAGAAGUAAUGGAUGUAAGUGAGCUUGAAAAGGAUUUGUUCAGCAAAGUAGAAACAAAUGACUACUACACCACUGUUUUAAAGAUCAAAGGGUUUGAAAAUAUGCCAAUUGGAUUCUAUUAUUUUAAUGAAUACAUGGAAGAUCCUAGCACAAUUGGAAAUCCAGUUGCCAUGCAGAAGUUUUAUGCUGACACUAACAUAUUCUUGUUCUGGUCCUAUGGCAACUCCGUCGAUAUUAAGGGACCAAAUGUCACUGAACUAGCAACCAAAGCAGUAGAAGCCAUGGGGGGAGAAGUUGAGAAUUUCAUUCUUCAACGUCGCUUCAAAUAUUUUCCUCAUGUUAGCAGCCAAGACAUGAAAAACGGAUUCUAUGAAAAGUUAGAAUCAGAGCUUCAAGGUUCAAGGAAUACUUAUUAUGUCGGUGGUCUUAUGGCAUUUGAGCUUACAGAGAGAAAUUCAUCUUAUGCCAUGGCUCUGAUCUCCAAGAAGUUUGCCAAUAGCAGUGAUUUUCCAGUAUUUCCAUACACCAAGGUAAUUUGGCAUAUUACUACCCCUGUUUCAUGA
Abrus precatorius (Indian licorice) is the source of this 1422-nucleotide messenger RNA. Its product is annotated as polyenoic fatty acid isomerase-like. NCBI's taxonomy places the organism in Eukaryota, Viridiplantae, Streptophyta, Magnoliopsida, Fabales, Fabaceae. Gene Ontology annotation, molecular function: oxidoreductase activity. The coding region runs from base 1 to 1422 and encodes 473 amino acids. The transcript is spliced from 5 exons. The record is from RefSeq and is a predicted model, not a curated record.